AACUGACUCAAAGCUAAAAACAAUGUCGGAUGCAACGGACAAGCUGCCGCUCUACUUAACGCCACAGUUCUUCAGACGUAGCCUGGAGCAUGGCCUGCAGCAGCAGGACCUAAAAGUGCUGGACGUAAAGCUGACGGACUUGACACGCGGCGGCGAGAACUAUUGCAGUAAUAUAUAUAGAGCGAAUGUCAAGUACCAGACAGCCGAACGCAAGCAGCUGGAAUGCUCGCUCAUCGUCAAAUGCAUGCCAGCCGAGAAGCAGGCUAUACUGGCACGCCUCCACAUCUACAACAAGGAGACUGUCUUCUAUCUGCAUAUCAAGCCCAAGCUGGAGGCGCUCAUGUGGCGCUCGAAUGCAAACGAGGAGACCUGGACUUUGGGCGCCAGGCACUACUACUCAACGACACAGCCGGAGCAGACGAUUAUCUUCGAGGAUCUGUGCUGCGAGGGCUAUCAAUUGAAAUGCCGUCAGUUGGGCCUGGACGUGGAGCACGCGAAGUUGGUGAUGCGUAAGCUGGCCGAAUAUCAUGCUCUGACUAUGAUCAUGGCCGAGCAUGAGCCUGAGACCGUCAUAGACCGCUAUCCAUUUGGAUUGCUGCACAUGGAUGCCAUUAAGUCGGAGCCCUUCAAGCUGCUCUUUGGCACUCAGCUGCUCAAACUGGCGGCAUUGAUCAGUGACUGCGAGGGAUUCGGUUCGAUCACACGUAAACUCUAUCGCUAUCAUGAACAUUUCACGGAGCGUGUGCUCAAAUCGGUUUAUCCACUGCGCGGCGUUUUCAAUGUGCUCAACCAUGGGGAUCUGUGGAUUAACAACAUAUUCUUCAAGUACGACGAGCACUGCAAGGUGCAGCAGGUGAGAUUGAUUGAUUUCCAGCUGUGCUUCUACGGCAGUCUGGGCUUCGAUGUGAAUUACUUUCUCAACACUAGCCUGGAGCUGGAUGUGCUGAGGACCAAGCGUCAGCAGCUAAUUGAUACGUAUUUCGAUGCGCUGCUGGAUUGCUUGAAGCAGCUGCCGUGGCACAAACCCUUGCCCAAGUAUGAGGAUAUUAUGGCCGAGAUACGUGAACGGGAGGCCUAUGGAUUUUUUGUCGCCUUCGGCUUCUUUCCGCUAAUGAGCAUGAUCGGCAUCGAUUCGGAGGACAACUCGUUGAAGAACUUUCACGACGAGGAGUUCGCCAGGCAGAAGGUUCAACUCAUGUUCGAAGGCAAUUCACGCACUCUCGAGAGCCUCAAGUUCAUGUUGAAGCGCUUGGAUGAUUUGCAUGUCUUCGAUUGAAGGCAAUGAGCAGCGGAUGCAUUUGGUUCUCACUCAAAGCGGUUAAAAUACAAUAAAAAUUGCAUUAUUCUUCCCUUAA
Messenger RNA from Drosophila mojavensis, 1355 nucleotides. RefSeq lists its product as uncharacterized. The record is from RefSeq and is a predicted model, not a curated record. The transcript has 3 exons. Bases 23 to 1276 code for a protein of 417 amino acids. Lineage: Eukaryota; Metazoa; Arthropoda; Insecta; Diptera; Drosophilidae.